CAUUUCAAUUGCAAACAAAACAAUGGAUCCAGUAGAAGAUUCCGAAAUAUUAAACGACAACAACACCGAAACGAAUAUGGAGUUGGAUGCAGGAAAGAAUGAUCGAACGGAAAGCGCUACGCAAAAGAAGCAUUUGCGUUUGCCCUUGGCUAGAAUUAAGCAUAUAAUGAAAUCGGACCCCGAUUGCGGGCUUAUAUCGCACGAAUCUGUUUUCCUCGUUGCGAAAGUUACGGAAAUGUUCAUCGAACUCUUAGCGAUCGAAGCGGGAAAGAAUGUUGGAAAGAACAAGCGUAAAACGGUCCUAAAACGAGACGUCGAAGUUGCUAUAGAGAAUAUACCAAGUAUGUGUUUCCUGGAUGGCGCGUUAGAAUAA
Molecule: messenger RNA, 373 nt
Organism: Phyllotreta striolata
Lineage: Eukaryota; Metazoa; Arthropoda; Insecta; Coleoptera; Chrysomelidae
Source: the annotation of a GenBank genome assembly